AUGGGCGAUUCAGGGCUUCAGGACGACACUUGCAACGGUCUACCGGCACGAACGGACCAAAGUAUACCAGGGAGUUAUCCAGGUGGCCACCCUAAGAUACAGGGCCUCAAUAAUGAGACGGCACAUGCCGAAAGGGUAUCAGUUUAUACAGAGAAUGGCUCCGCUCGAUCGUUGCAGGAUGGCAAUAGCGAAGGGGCAGGAGGAGAAGGAAGCAAACGGAAUCCAGAAGCUCUGGAACCGACUGCUAGAGAAACCCCACACAUGUAUGUGAUAGUUAUGGUUGGUGUAUCGGGCGGAAUUUAA
Messenger RNA from Sclerotinia sclerotiorum 1980 UF-70, 303 nucleotides. RefSeq lists its product with no specific name. Lineage: Eukaryota; Fungi; Ascomycota; Leotiomycetes; Helotiales; Sclerotiniaceae. The record is from RefSeq and is a predicted model, not a curated record. The coding region runs from base 1 to 303 and encodes 100 amino acids. The transcript has 2 exons.